AAUAGUUAAAAUAUGAAGCCUCCAUUUCCCUCUUCUUCCUCUGCUGUUCUUAGAAAGGCUCGUUUCUCUCCUUUCCUUUUCACUUUGCUUGCUUUCAUUUUUUUCGUUGCUAUCCUCUAUGGAGAGGAUUUCAUGUGCAUUCUUGGACAGCUUGAACCAAUCCCCGGUCGAGCUAUCUCUAGACCAGUGAAGAAAAGAGAGAAGCUGCCAUUCGCUAUAGGGAAGAGUGAAGAAGGAUGUGAUAUAUUCAGUGGGAGGUGGGUUAAGGACGAGUUAACUCGGCCUCUCUAUGAAGAAUCGGAGUGUCCGUACAUUCAACCACAGUUGACGUGUCAAGAAUAUGGAAGACCUGACACCGAGUAUCAGAAAUGGAGAUGGCAACCUCAUGGCUGUGAUCUUCCUAGUUUCAAUGCCACAUUGAUGCUGGAGACCCUAAAAGGGAAGAGAAUGAUGUUUGUGGGAGACUCAUUGAACCGUGGUCAAUGUGUGUCAAUGAUCUGCCUUCUCCACAGACUCAUCCCAGAAGAUGAAAAAUCCAUGGAAACCUAUAAUAAUGAUGCCCUGACAGUGUUCAGACUCAAGAAUUACAAUGCCACCAUUGAGUUCUACUGGGCUCCAUUUCUUCUUGAAUCCAACUCGGAUAAUGCUAUUGUUCACAGGAUAUCUGACAGGAUUGUCAAGAAAGGUUCGAUCAAUAAGCAUGGCAAGCAUUGGAAGGGCGUUGACAUUUUGGUUUUCAACACCUAUCUAUGGUGGAUGACUGGCCUGGAGAUGAAGAUCUUGAAAGGGUCCUUUGAGGAUGACGAUAAAGAAAUAAUAAAGGUCUCAACUGAGGAUGCGUAUCGUAUGGCAAUGAGAAGCAUGUUGAGAUGGGUCAGGAAGAACAUGGAUCGAAAGAAGACAAGGGUUUUUUUCACUAGCAUGUCCCCUACUCAUGGAAAGAGCAUUGACUGGGGAGGUAAACCUGGUGAGAACUGUUACAAUCAAACAACUUUGAUUGAAGAUCUUAAUUACUGGGGUUCAGAUAGCAGAAAAAGUAUAAUGAAAGUGAUUGGGGAAGUAUUCAGUAAAUCCAAGAUUCCCAUCACAUUUCUCAACAUCACUCAACUUUCAAGUUACCGCAAAGAUGCGCACACAUCAAUUUACAAGAAGCAAUGGAAUCCAUUGACUCCGGAGCAGCUAGCCAACCCUGUUAGCUAUGCUGACUGCGUGCAUUGGUGUUUGCCAGGACUUCAAGACACUUGGAAUGAGCUUCUCUUUGCCAAGCUAUUCUAUCCUUGAAUAUAAUUUUAUUUGAUGAUGAAUUAUAUAUAUCAAAUCUUCUUUCUAAUUGGUUCUGGUCAUGGCCAAGCCUGUUUUACAAGUUUUUGGUGCUUGGCCUGGGUGGUGUCAACUGGUCUACAGAAUGGACAAAGGGAGAAGAAAAAUGAAAAAGUAGAUGAAAACAGAGGAGCUUUGUAAAAUAAUAGUGUUUAUUGCAAAGGAAAUAACAAUAAUGUGAUUGAAUUGAUUUUUUUUUUUAAAUUUGAAAUAUCACAAUGAAGAUAUUACUUACACAUAGUUUUGCUUUAACCAUGUCGUGGACUCACUAGUUUUGUCUACUAGUUAUGAUAUUUAGGCCUACAGAGAAACUAUUUUCCAAGUUC
Messenger RNA from Durio zibethinus, 1646 nucleotides. Its product is annotated as protein trichome birefringence-like 33. Lineage: Eukaryota; Viridiplantae; Streptophyta; Magnoliopsida; Malvales; Malvaceae. Gene Ontology annotation, cellular component: Golgi apparatus. The record is from RefSeq and is a predicted model, not a curated record. Gene Ontology annotation, molecular function: O-acetyltransferase activity.